AUGUCGCAAGUUGAAAGCUCAAGCGACCAUCUUCCUCAUACCUUUGGGUUGUGGAGUGGGAUCAGCAUAGGAUGGCUGACUCUGAACGUCUUUGGUGGCAUGUCCUUCAUCCUCUUCGUUGGGCUUUCAGCGGGAGGUAUUCCAGCUAUUCUUUACGGCUUUAUCGGUUCCAGCAUCUGCGUACUAUGUAUUAUACUUACCUUCGCCCAGUGCGCCGCUCGGUACUCUACCGCAGGGGGCGCCUACCACUAUGCAACCUUUUUGAUCCCCGAAAGAUACCGCCGUCAAUGUGCCUAUCCUCUCGGAUGGCUGAACUACUGUGGCUGGGUCUUGACGCAUGCUGCUUGCUGCGCCAUCGUCGCGACAUUGACCCUGGCACUGGUCAACCUAUGCCAGCCCGAGUUCGACGUGUCUACCAGAUGGCAGCUAUUCUUGGUAUAUCUCGCAAUGGUGUUCGGAUGUUGGUUGAUCAACCUAUUCGGGCUUAGGGGAAUUCCCACACUCGAGCUGGUAGGAUGUUGGGCUACAGUGUUCGUGUUUGUGGCAUACACAAUUGCCCUGCUCGUCAAAGCCCCCAAAGCCACGCCGCAUUCUGUGUUCGUUCAGACGAAUAAUGACACAGGCUAUUCCUCCACGGGCUUUGCUAUCCUGUUAGGAUUGUUCAACAGUUUCUCCACGCUGAUGGGUCUCGACUGCCCCACGCACCUGGCCGAAGAAGUCAAGAAUCCCAAAAAGGUCAUCCCCAGGAUUCUCCUGAUUGUCAUCAUCUCACAAUUUUUCGUUGGAGUUGUUUGGAUUCUUGUCCUGGGCUUCUCCAUCAGCGACCUACCCACCAUCAUCGCAAGCCCCACUGGAGUUCCGAUCCUCGAGCUAAUCAGACUCGGUACCGGAAGCGAUGCUGCAGCGAUUGUGUUUUGCAUCAUCCUUAUCAUCAACCAGGGCGCUUCUGCCCUGGGAAGCGCCGUGACCAUGAGCCGGCAAGGAUACGCUUUUGCUCGAGAUGGAGGACUGUUUCGGAACUACAAACUUACUGAACUUUCGCCCCGAACUCAGCUUCCGGUUUGGUCCAUCAACGUGCCCUCAGCCCUGGUCGCUCUAAUUGGUUUGAUUUACUUAUUUUCGAAUGCCGCCUUCAACGCAAUUAUUGGUUCGCAAGCGGUGUGCAUGAUCAUCAGUUUCGGAUGCCCAGCGCUCAUCAUGCUGCUGAAGAAGAAUUCGACCCUGCCAGAAAGCAAGAACUGGAACUUCGGCCGACUUUCAACGCCUAUCUACGUCAUUUCAUGCUUAUACUCAGUUCUAGUUGUCGUAGUUGCAUUGAUCCCCCAGGUACAGCCAGUUACGACAUUGACCAUGAAUUACACGAGCUUGAUAAUGGGAGUCUUUGGUAUUGCUAUGACAGUGGCAUGGUUCUCCGAGGGCCGAAGGCUUUUCUCGCCGCCAACGUACCACGAGAUUGGGUUGACUGUGAUGGACGGCUUAUCGUUCAGCGAGGGACAGGACGAGGAAACUGGAGAGAAAUGUGGAGGGCAAGUAAAGGUCGGAGACGGACAGCAGUUUGUCAGCGAGGCAAUGACGUGA
Colletotrichum aenigma is the source of this 1578-nucleotide messenger RNA. Its product is annotated as Choline transport protein. Gene Ontology annotation, biological process: transmembrane transport. The transcript is spliced from 10 exons. Gene Ontology annotation, cellular component: membrane. NCBI's taxonomy places the organism in Eukaryota, Fungi, Ascomycota, Sordariomycetes, Glomerellales, Glomerellaceae. Gene Ontology annotation, molecular function: transmembrane transporter activity. Bases 1 to 1578 code for a protein of 525 amino acids. The record is from RefSeq and is a predicted model, not a curated record.